Dermacentor silvarum is the source of this 6007-nucleotide messenger RNA. RefSeq lists its product as uncharacterized. Bases 199 to 1473 code for a protein of 424 amino acids. The record is from RefSeq and is a predicted model, not a curated record. The transcript is spliced from 7 exons. NCBI's taxonomy places the organism in Eukaryota, Metazoa, Arthropoda, Arachnida, Ixodida, Ixodidae.
CUAGAGCACCGUUACUUCGGUCGGGCCAGUUGCAGCCGUCGUUGUCUUCGUCCUCAGCGCGCCGCCGCUGAUUCUUUCUUCGCGUCGAGCGGAGGGCCUUCUCGAAAGACGAACGGGAAGCUCGGGAGGACGCCGGGCCGCCAUCUGAGGACCAAGAACUCGGGCCGAAAGCGCAGACAACAGGCCAAGCAGGGUGGCAUGAUGGGCGUCACUCAGCUUCUUUUGGUGGGCGCCUGCUGCCUCCUGGUGAAGGAGGCCCUGGGGCUGCCCACCACAAUGGGUGGCACAGCGGGAAGCCACGCUCAGCACCACGACGCUCACGGACAGCAGCAGCAGCAACAGCAGGAACCAUCGGACGCCGACAAGCGUUCCCAGGAGGACAUCAUGUUCGGAAACCAGCAAAACAAACCUGCAGGAAUGGUUGACGAUCUGAUCGUGUUUCCCGAAAGAAAGUCUUCCUCUGCGCAUGCCAACAAGGAAGGUUCAGGGACCAAGCCGGACAAGAACACCACGCACCAACAGCAAGCUCAAGAAAAAGCAGGUGGCCACACCGCUUCGGGAGGAGAUACGUCGUCGGGUGGUGCCCCAGAGGACGAGGCGCCCGAGCAGGCUCCGCCGGGCGCCGCUGACAUGGAGCAGCAGCAGUCGGCAGGCGACCUGAUGGGCUCACCGGCAGGUCUGCAGACCGGCAAGUUCGACUACUACGACUACUCGGACGACGCGGGUGUCUCGUCAGCGGCCGCCACCGCCGCCACCGACAGCGCGGAGAGGGCACCCACGCCGCAGGACAACGGCGGUGAGCUGGAUUACUCGCUAUACGACUACGGCGACGUCGGUGUGGGCGGCAUGGGCUCUGGCGUGUUCCGCCGCAAGCGGAACCUGCGAAACAGCCUGGAGGAAUUGCUGCGCAACCGCCGGAUUCACCGACGAGCGCUGCGGCUCAAACGAGACGCCAACAUGGACGACUUGCUUCUCUUCCUCACCCAGAUGGCCAAGCAGGAGCCGUACCCACUGUUCGCUGAACAAGAGGUGCCCCAAGUGUCUCGCAUCACACUCAAUCCACCUGAGCCGGAGAGUCCUUUGGAGCAGUACCUGAACGAGCUCGGGACAAUGAACAACGAAGAACGCGCGCGGGCUUUGGUGGCACUGGCUGCUCUGGCAGAUCAGGAACAACUUCUACCGGCACCCAUGACAGGACGACCCGUCUUCGAGGAACAGCAGGCAGAACCACUGCCGGACUGGUUCCAGGUGAAUCGGCGUUCGCGAGGCUCCUUCUACCCUCAGGACUACCGGUACCUUGUGAUGCCUCCAACGCCUCAAAAGCGCAACGUAGGCGCCGACCACUGGGGCCGCGUGCUCAGGCAGCGCCGCCGACAGCAGCGAUCGCAGGACCAGGCUGACGUCAACAGGCUAUAUGCACUGGCUGGACUGAUGGCUCAACCGGACCAGGAAGACCUUUGGCGCGAGCCGUAGAGUCACCAGGCGGCCCAAGGCUAACCUUGCCGAAAACAGACCGGAGCUGAAUUGUAGUGCUGUGGUUUUCCAACGUUACCAGUGCAAGUUGUCAAUACGGAGCAAAUGCUCACUAUUGCUUGCGUGGGGAGGCCACGUGCCUGCAUGCAGAACACAAAGGAAUGCUCUCGCGUACGUUUGAUGCUAAAAAUGCUCGCCAGCACCUUCGGAUGUCGACAUUUUACUUCACAAUGACGCAUAAGGGGGUGUCGAGUUCUAGCCACAAUCCUUUCCUUCAAACAGUGCUCCUUGUUGGCAGAUUAAGCGCAAAUUAUGGAGUGUAAGAAAUUAGGUGAGGUCGCCUAAGAAUGAAUAUUGUGACGUACCAUAGCAAUCGGAAGCUUGGUUCGUACUUCAAUUGUCUAGGGCGAACGCCUCCACAUUUUCCGUCACUGUAAUUCCUCACAUUGCAGACAAUGAAAGAUAAAUUGUUAUCAGCGUUGUCAAUUGCAGUUAGUUCAAAACUGCAAAAAAAGAGGGCAAAUUGGUUUUCGAGCAGAUUGGAUUUGUUGUGGAAAGAAGGCUGAAAUUUUGAAGAGAGAAACCUUGUGAUAUACUUUGCAAAAUAUUGCAUACUUUUUAAAGGAUGUCGAUCUUACCGCUGACAGUUGUCGAAACAAUCUUGGUGCGUGUCUAAACAUGCACGUACGUUGGAAUCUUCAACACAGCUGUAAAAAGAAGCUGUACACUUUUCGUCGGCAGCUGCAACGAAGGCGUCUUCGUCAGGUAACGAUCUCGUUUGCGUCAUCAUGCAACGGUGAGUAAUGUUGCCACAGCAAAAGAUAAAGAAAAUGUGUUCCGUUCAGAUGUCACAUACUUAUGACAGAUACAAAAAGACGCGCCCUGGGUAUUUCCAUUACCUAUUGUAUCCACUUGUACCCAGAAUAUCUUUGUACAUCCUGCUCUUAACAGGCAGUUGUGGAAAGACAACAUGUGUGUCAUUUCGUUGUGUACACGUUGUUGUUUAACAUUUGCGAUCCGUACAUUAAACACACCACAUUAACCUAGUGGCAUGCUUAGCACUGUGCGUAACACUCCAGUAAUGAUGUGAUGCAAACUGCCCUUAUGGGUCAGUUUUUGGCGAAUACCAUCGUGUUUUGUCUCAUCCAAGCACUGUUGUGAGUUAUACUAACCUUGACAUGCACAGGUAACGAUGGCAAUCACGGUAGUUAGAAGGCGAGACACAUUCCAAGUGGAUGAUGUUAAGGCAAGGAGCUGCCUUGCAAAUCAGUAUGCUUGUUUUGAGCAGUCAGUAUUGCUUAAAGUUCUUCGGCCGUAAAGCUCCGGCGACAAGACCUCGAUAGGACUGGUAGAGUCCCCUUUAAAAAAUGUUACCAAAUAACUAAUACUAAUAAAGAUCAUCGGCAUGCUGGACCAAAAUUAAAAGGGAGAGCGAAAAAAUUGUUACUCUAGCUUGGGCAUUUCUUGUUGGCCUCUUUGAAAGUAAAACUAGUAUUGAUUCAUACUGUAGUCACAUACGCAAAGUCUUUCCCGUGAAAACCGUAAUUUGUAAUGAGUUCUAUGCCAUAGUUUUUUAUCUUCUGUUUCGAGCAUAUCUUUCUUAUUUUUGCUUUAUUUACAAAUGUGUGGCUUCUGCAAACGAAGUAAGCUAACAGCCAGAACGUGGAUGACGGCAGUCGAUGUCUCGGUGCUUUACGGUCGCUGAAAUUGAGUUUGUGAAAAGCACUUUGCUUUCUUUUCAUUCAUAUCCCUUAAGUAUGCUUUUAUAGGUUUUUAGAAUUGGCAGGGUCAGCAAGUCAUAAAUAUAUAUUUUAUGAAGUUUGUGUAUACCGUUUAAGCCAUUGAGGGUAACGGUGGAUCUAGUAGGUCGUUUUAUGUCUCACUUCGACGAUUUCAAACGGCACUGGUAUGUCGAGCGUCAUGCCUUGUAUAUCCCGCUUAACAGUUCUGUUUUACAAGUCUUUCUCUGCCAUAUUUUGAGGUGUGGUUUCUGUGUAUUAAGUAGUAAAAUUGCAGGCCUUUGCAUUAGAAGUACGGGUGAGAGCUUUAUGGACACAAGAAAUCAGAGUGUGAAUUAUGAGAAAGCUAUUUCAAUUUAUUUGAAUCCAUAUCCAGAAUAUGUGCACGUAGAUCUAUAGAACAAGUAAAGUGAUAAGUCUAUUUUCCCAAGUUUACCACUGUUGUUUACACCGUGAACAGUGUUGCUACUCGUCUACGUCACUCAGCCUUUUUCACACUAUACGAACCAAUAUAAAAAUCGAGACAUUGAAGAUUUGUUCGAGAGGAUAGAUGAAGCCAAAUGUGGACCAGGCUUCAAUAAGAGGGGCCAGAUAUGAGAUGUUAACCUUGUAACGAUCUUCUAGUUUGUAUGUUCUAUGACGCAGUGUCGUUCUUGACGGAACAGAGGAAUUGCAAAUGUGGCAAGCGAUGCGUUCUGUGUGAGGUACCCGAAUUUCUGCAUUUCCGUAUUUAUACUAGUGUAGAAGGAGCUUUCUCAUCAGUGUUUAUCUUAAAAUUUUCUUGGUGUUUGCGUUUUUACGCAUGUUUUCAGCCCUGUGAAAAACCAACCAAAUUAGCGAGCGAUCUGCGUAGCUCUCCGUAGCAAUGUCAUGACUUGUGUUGUUGGUCAUACGGCGUGUGUUCGGCUGCAUAAAAAGACACGCAUCUAAAUCCCAUGAAAAGCGCUGCCUCAUUUGAGCUGGCGCUGACCCAACCUUUGUAAAUGUUAGCUGCGGAACCAGAAAUGAUGUGAAGCCACUAGCUACGCAAAAGGGGCAACGCCCAUCCUAGGACACCCAUAAGCUGUCAAAUACAUACUGGAAGACGCCAUGAAACAACACUGAAACCGAAUGUUGACGUUGUGCUAUGUGUCUUCGCUGAAUGAGGAACGCCAUUCUAUGCGCAACAGUGUUUUCAGAACGAUUACGUCGCACAAGCUUCAAUAACUGCGCUGAGCGACAAUCGUACGAACAUUUCCUCAAGUUUUUGUGUCUAUGAUGAAUUGCUGUUGCGCUUGUCGUAUUAACUCGAGGAUACUUUUGGUUGGCUUACUAAAGACGCCCUUGUUGGUCCGCGUAACCAAUCCCAGCUCUGGGUUCAGUCUUGCCAAUGGUGAUAUCAUGUUCGUAAACUCGCCUCGUCGUUCAUAUGUGUUUUUGAAAGCGCUUCAAAUACUGAACAAAGCUUUUCCUAAGUGUUGACACUGCUUUUUGUAACCUUGGCGUUUUGCAACCCCGGUCGUGUGUGUUAUAGAGUUAAUGUGUUCGCGCCGCCCCGCUCGCACAAAGCACUACUUGUCUAGAGAAGGUACGUAAAGGAAAUGCCGAAAUGAAUGUUCCUCAAUGUCUUUCCUGAAAUCGUCAUGAAGCUUUCAGCUUUGCUUCUUCAGCCGCUAACUUCGUCUGCACGUGAUAAUUGUAGCAUCCUGAACAAUUAGCGCCCUGUUCAUCGAACCAAGCGGCCCAGCUCCUUGCUAUCGGCUACGUUUUCAGUGUUUUAUUUUGGGCGAACGUUUCAGAGAAAAUUGCCGCGCUUAGACAUUUGUACAGCAAAUAUUGGCUUAGGCUGCGGCAUUGAUGUUGCGGCAUCGAUGUUGCGGUCACUUGAGCAAUGAAGCACAGCAGCUGAUGGAAAAGAUGAUCAGAGGUGAGCGCCUCGGCUUGGGAUUUUACGAUUAAAUUCCGCACAGGAAUAUUCAAGGCCGGAUAACGCUAUAAUGCAAUUUGUAGCAACAGUUCCUUUUGUUGAAGCAUAAGAAUAGAGAAAAACACGAGGAGAAGUUUGUAGUGACAGUUCCGCCCCGUGCCAGCCGCUGCGAUGGAUGGUUUUGGUUGCCUGGAGUCGUUGUUAAAGGAACCUACCAACACACAGGACGGCGUGGCACCUGAGCUGUUGUAGCCGGCGCACGUCUUUCAACCAGCACUACAACCUGGAAGAGAAUGCUUGUGGAAAAUCCUGUGCCGUUUGCGCGCUCUUGCGGCACUGUCACAAGUACGCAGAAGUUAAACAUACGUGAUGGCGCGAUAACUGGUCACAAGCCCUGGACUGUUGGCGCUAUGAUUUAUUUUCUAGAAGUUUGUGAAAAUGGCUGUUACCUGUAACAAAGAGAAAACGGGGGCCCGGAAGUCGGUAGCUUUUGCUUCUGAUAUUGCAGCAUGUGAUCGCACAAUCACACACCGGUGAUUCGUAGGUUGUGCCCGAGUUAUGCGUUGAAGACAGACUGUUGAGAUGCUGUUGUUCAUCGUCGUGCAUAUGAACCGUAGUCCCAGAAAUUUGCUGAGUGCAUUUACCAACAAAAAAAGUGAGACAUGUGUGUCGGGACUUCGGCACGAGAUGUUACCGAUGGGCUUGUUAUUGGUGAUAACUGUUAAACCGUUUGGUGAAGGCAGAGUUUAAAUGAAAGCGCGAAUGUGCAUUGUGUACGUGACACUAACGUGUAAAUGUAUCAUAUAUGAAAACAUGGCGUGGCUCGCAUUUGAUCAAAUGUGAAUAAAGGAUGUUUUUGGAAAAUGCAAACAGGCGUGCUUGCGUAUUC